This is a messenger RNA of Taeniopygia guttata (zebra finch), 2303 nucleotides long. It is a transcript of the gene CZH9orf40, whose product is annotated as chromosome Z C9orf40 homolog. The record is from RefSeq and is a predicted model, not a curated record. Lineage: Eukaryota; Metazoa; Chordata; Aves; Passeriformes; Estrildidae.
AUGGACAGAACCUUGGGCGGGAUUAAAGGGUUAAAAGGCAAAACCUCCGUUGCGCUCGGUGUCUCCCCGGCCGGCGGGGGCCGUGAGGGCGCUCCCCGCCGGUUCCUCCCGUCAGGCAGCGCGGCGGGCAGCUCCGCCUCCCGGCGGCGGCGCGGAGCGAGGGGCGCAGCGGCCCCGCGGAGCCGGCGGCCCCGGAUGGCCAAGCGCCGCGCGGAGCCGCUGCUGUGCCACGUGCCCGUGAAGCGGCUGCUGCGGGACCCGGCGCUGCCCCGCGCGGGCGAGCGGCGGCCCCGCGCGGAGCCGGGCGGCGCGGCCAAGCGCCCGCUGGAGGAGGCGGAGGCGCCGCCGGGAAAGCGGCUCGGGCCCGGCGCCCCCCGCGCGCAGCCGGGGGAGGCGGGCGGCGGGCGGCGGCGGCGCGGCGGGACCGCGGCGGCCCAGGACGCGCCGGCGGCGGAGGGACGCGCGGGCGGCCGGGGCAAAGAGCGGCCCGCCGCCGCCGCCGCCGAGCAAGAAGAAGAAUUCUGUCAAUAUAACUCAUUCCUGUACUGGAGACCACCACUGCCUGCUAUUGAUUUGUCUGAUAUUCAGAACUUAGAUGAAGAGACUCCAUCGAGUGCUAAAACUGCUGCAAGGACUGAUACCUCAGAGACUGAAAUGGAAACCUGAUCAGUUGUUUCAUAGCUGUGCAUCGACUCCCAGGAAACUUGUUUCCAUUGAGAUUUGGGUUUUGUUCCUUGGGUGAAUAAGCAUGCUUAUGCAGUCUUGGAGAAACUGUUGUGGCAGUCUUCAAAAGCAAAUCUGAGUUGCCUUAGUGUAUGGGAUAAACGGUAUUGGGUUCUUAACAGGAAGCUGUCUGAAGGUGGGCAGUAAGGAGGAGCCUGCAGUGUAAUAAGAAUACUUGAAGACAUGGAGGCAGACUAAAAGAAGAAUAUAAAAAAUUCUUACUUUGGGAUGCAAUUAAAAGAAAUGGGGAUAUGUUACAUGUCUAAAGGAAAUGUGAAAUUAUUUUGUCUGUCCUGAGCAAAAAUCAAGUGGUAUCUGAAAGUGAAAUAUUUAAUGUGUGAAUUUAUCAUAAAGCACACAAGCUCUAGUGAUUUCUAAUGUGUUUUUUUUUUUUUUUUUUCUGUAUAAUAGCUAAACCAAAAAAUAAGAGUCCAUCAAAAUCGGACAAAACAUUCCCUUUUCUAUGCAAACCAGAAACCAAAUGUGGCAGAGAAAGGGAAAGAAAAGGGGCUGCUUUCUGCUGAAAGCUGCUGCUGUUCUGAAAGGUAUCACAUUCUCAUUGAAAAAAAGUAUUUUCACCUUCUCUUUUUCACAUUACAGACAGCUGCAGGCACCCAGUUUUUUAUGUUUUUGGUUCAUCUAAAGUUAUUACUAAUUGUCUUUGUGAAGUUUCUCUGAACUAGUUGAUAGGAUCUGAAUUACAGGUUUGGGCAGAUAUGUCAAGAAAAGAUAGUGCAAUAUGAAAUGACCACACACACUCUUUCAAACCACACUUAAUAAGGUGUUUUUGCAGAGAUCGUGAAUCUUGCAGAGAGUUUUUGCAGAAGCUCAUUCAAGUAGUGUUUUUUUUUGCUGUGAAAUAUAAACUUAAUGUUUGUGAUUUGCAAUUUAUUUACAAAUUGAAGUAUAAUUAGAAAGACAUCUUUAAUAAUAGACUGAAGUUGUAUGGGAAAACUUACAUUUUGGAAUACAAUUUGUCUUUAAGGAUAGAAAAAAUUGUAUUUUUUUCUGUAAUCACUAUUGAAAAAGGCAACUUUUGAAUUUUAUUUUUUUCUAAUAAUGUGUUUGUUAAAGGACAAUAAAGUUUUGCCUGUGUGUAUGUGAAAACUUUGGCACUAUUACGAUGUGAAGUUCUUGACUUUAUUUCAUAAGAUUGCUGCGUCUGUAUCUUGGUUGAUUUAUUAGGUCUUUUUGCUUAAAAUAGUGAGCAUGUCAGCUUCGUUGGUAAACACUUGGAAAAUUCUGGAAUUUUUUCUGCCUAGGUAUCUGUAUUUGUUGCUUAUUCAUUUAGCUUGUUGAGAUCUCUGAAUACCUUCUGAAGAAAGGAGGUGGCUUAGAGACUUAAGCAGUUCACAGUGCCUCUUUGGAUAUCCUUCUGCUUUCUGUCAAAUUAGUUGGAUACAUAUUUGAAUAAUAUGUAUUUUUCUCAGACAGUUUUAGCAUUUUGUUUGAGUCCAAAUACACCAAUUUAGGAGGCACUUGGAAAUUUUUCCAAAAACCAAACUCCUUUUCUGGCAAGAAGGCUAUAAAACUGCUAUUUUAUGUUUACUAUAACCAAAAUAAAUUAGUGGAAAAAUAGA